Trichogramma pretiosum is the source of this 3665-nucleotide messenger RNA. It is a transcript of the gene pnt, whose product is annotated as protein C-ets-2. Gene Ontology annotation, cellular component: nucleus. The record is from RefSeq and is a predicted model, not a curated record. NCBI's taxonomy places the organism in Eukaryota, Metazoa, Arthropoda, Insecta, Hymenoptera, Trichogrammatidae. Gene Ontology annotation, molecular function: DNA-binding transcription factor activity, RNA polymerase II-specific; sequence-specific DNA binding. The transcript is spliced from 11 exons. Gene Ontology annotation, biological process: cell differentiation; regulation of transcription by RNA polymerase II. The coding region runs from base 666 to 2882 and encodes 738 amino acids.
GCGACCGUACCACACACAUACAACAUACGUUCUGCGUGCCGCCGUGUUGUUGUCUCGUUUCGUCGACAGUUUGAUGCUGCGUUUUUGUAUACGAAUAGAUCGAGACAUACACGCGCGUUGUGUGUAUUCACCAUCCCGGCGCGCCGCUGCACCAUAUCAUUUGUAUUGUACCCGUCGUUCCAAUGUUUUGAUGCUCUAAUGGUAUAAUAAUUUGAAAAAAGUGCACGUUCGAUUAUUUUACGGAUUAAAAACCGUUAAAGUGCAGUGCGCUUGAAGCAGUGCUGCGAUAUCAAUAUUUGUUUGUUGUCAUACAUACCUUGCGAAAAAGGGCGAUUAUACAGUGCUUGUAUUUGUUAUUCAAUUGUUUUUCAUGAUUGACCAGUGAAUGGUUCUCAAAACGAAUCGAUAAAAAAAGUGAAGCUUCGUGGCCCGAGUGUGAUCUGUCUAUUGGAAUAUUAUAAAAACAUAUAUUCAUGUGAAAUUGGCAGUUUUGUUUCGGACAGUUAGUUUUGUGUGUUGUCCAGCUCGAAUGUGAAUACAUCUCUCAAACGCGAUACAUAUAAAUUGCGAAGAGAGGAGCAGACAUUCAUAUAACGUGUAUCAAAACUUCAGCAGCGAGGUCCCUUCCACCACUCGCUUGAAUAAUCGUUACGAAGGUUCAUAACAUGGAUAUGGAAUCAUUGUAUGACUACGCGGAAGAAGAACACAACUUUUACGAAGCAUCACAGGUGGCUCCUGGUGCGCACAAGGGAUAUCCAAUUGACCAUCGUCCGUUGAAGCGGAAUGUACAUUUCUCUCUUGGCCAUUUGGGUUACGCCGCUGGAGACAUGACCGAGGUGGCCAAAUACAUGAAGCAAGAGUUGCCCUCGGAUGCCGAGGAGGAGGGCUGCGUGGUGCCAAGCUACACCGGACGCAUGAACGGCUCCUUCGCCAUGCGCAAAGUGCCGUCCCUCUCGGAUCUCUCCGAUCCCGAAAGCUCGCUCGAUAUACCGGCGCAAGUGCCACCGCUGACACCUGGCACGAACAAGAAGAUGACCGAAGCCUUGAAGGCCUCCUUCGCCUCGUGGGAAAAGGAACAAAUUCGCCUCAAUAUAACCAAAGAUCCACGCCAAUGGACGGAAUCGGCGGUAAAGCACUGGCUUCAAUGGGCCAUCGGCGAAUUUUCACUCGAGGGCGUGGCCAUGCAGCCUUGGCAGAACAUGACCGGCAAGCAGAUCUGCAACAUGGGCAAGGAGUCGUUCCUGGCACAUGCACCGGUCUUCAUGGGCGACAUACUCUGGGAGCAUCUCGAAAUUCUUCAGAAAGAUGUCGAUAACGAGAAAGCUUCGCUGGAGAACAUGCCGUCGAACCUGUACGAGUCCGUAUGCAUGCCCGAUUUGGGCGAUUACUUGAGUUACAGUCAACAGCAGCAUCAACAGCAGCAACAGCAACAGCAGCAACAGCAUCAGCAGCAGCAAGGGGUCAGCAAUAAUCAUUCACAGCAGCAGCACCAGCAGCAUCCGAGAGAGACGAAACCCGUGAUAGCCAACAAUAACGCUCGAUCAUCGCCGCAGAAUCUUUCGGCCAUGCCACCCACUAGGUCUUAUCACACCGACGGUGGUUAUCAUCAUAUGCGAAGUCCAGCGGAGCAGGACACGCGAGGCCGAGACCGUUCGCCGCAAUCGACGAGUCCCUUGUCAGUAACGUCGAACAGCGCGAGCAGCAAUGCCGCCCCCACGGCGCCCCAGUCCUCCAACAACAACAACAGCAGUAAUCACAACAACAACAAUAACACGACGGCGAGCAACGCCUACCUCAACCUACGGAACAUCAAUCAGCUGAAAGCUGAAACGACGUACACCAAUGGUCCGCUGCCGAGCGACGCGACGACGGGCCACGGGCCCGCGCAGGGCAUGCAGUCCCAGGCCGGCAGCGAUCUCAGCUCCGGCGGUGAGAUCGAUCUCAGAUCGUCCUCGGCAUCGGGGGCGAGCGACAAUUACCUCACGCCGGCGCAUUACUCGGGCUACGACGAGCCCGCCGAUUUUCACACCCUGGGCACGUCGAGCGAACAGCAGCAACAGCAGCAACAGCAGCAGCAAACGCAGCAGCAGCAUCAUCACUCGAACCCACACGGAUACGGGCUCGAUAAUUCGCCCGAUGGCUUCUACAAUGCCGGCAUGCAUAGCAUCGAGCAAAAGUAUCAUCCAGCAGCAGCGUUCAAAGGCUACCCUCGUGCGGGACGCAAUUAUCAUCACGACAGCUACAACGAGGGCCCCUACGGUCAGUACGACGCGCCGUUCCAAACGGUACCGGGCAGCACGCCCGGCAACAGCGGCACCUCCACACCGGCUGGACCUGGUGGCAACGAGCAACAGUGGGCCGUCGGGCCUGUCGGCGACACGCUAACGCAUCAUUCCUCAUUCAUCGCUGGCCUCGGCCACAGAGACACGGCGGCUCAUCAUGCGGCCCAGAUUGUACAGAAUCAGGAUCAUCAGAAGCCACUUUUAUCGAGCGCCAUGCUUGCCGGAUACUCAGUGUCUGGCGCUGGUCCGUGUUUCACAGGCUCUGGCCCCAUUCAGCUGUGGCAAUUCCUGUUGGAACUUCUGACAGACAAGAGCUGUCAAGGGUUCAUCUCGUGGACUGGUGACGGUUGGGAGUUCAAACUCACCGAUCCAGACGAGGUGGCCCGCCGCUGGGGUGUUCGAAAAAACAAGCCCAAAAUGAAUUACGAAAAGCUCAGUCGUGGCCUGCGCUACUAUUACGACAAGAACAUAAUUCACAAAACGGCUGGCAAACGAUACGUUUACCGUUUUGUCUGCGAUCUCCAGAAUCUCCUAGGUUACACGCCCGAAGAAUUACACGCAAUGGUUGAUUUGAAGCCAGAAAAGAAGGAAGAAGACUGAGCUUAUGAAACAUUUCAAACUUGAGGGUACAAUGCAGCACCGAAAUAGUUAUGUAGUGUAUACAUAUUUUUUUUGUAUUGUAAAAAAAUAGUGUCAGUGAUGAGUCAGGCCAGCUUGUUCAUUUCUAAUCUGAAUCAAAGAAAUUUUAGGAAAUUUUUUUACAAUAUACAUAUAUAUAUUUAGAUAAAAAAAAUGACAAUUUUUUGUAAAAUUGAUUUGAAAUAAUUGAAAUUCAAAGCGAGAGCUGCCGCAGCAUUGUAUUGUUGGUAAAAAAGUAAAAUGUAAAAGAGUAUUAUACUCGAUAAGAGAAUGCGAGAGUAUGUGCGUGUGCGAGUGCGAAACGAACAAUUUUAUCAAGUAAAUUAUACAUAAUUUAUAUUAUAAACGAACGUGUGGAAUUGUACGUAUGAGAGAUAUGUUUCUUUUUUUUUUAUUGUUUAUUGUGAGCGUUGAAAUGCCUAGUGAGAUGACAAUUUUUAAUUCGUAAGCGAUAACGAGAGCGAGAGAGUAAACGAGUUAUUGGUUUUAAGGAAUGCAUGAGAGUUGCCUCCUUUUUCCUUCUUCUCAAUUCCCUUGUUCUUUGUAUCACGUCCCAAUUGUAGAUUAAUUUUUAAUAAUUAUGCAAUAUGUAAUAAGUGUUUAAGUUGUAAAAUUAAAAGUACGAAGAAAGAUGAAAAAAAACCAACAAGCAAUGGAAGGGUCAGUGUGCUGAAUUACAUUAAGUACAUUCCGUGGCCGAAAUAAAAAAUAAAAAAAAGUUAUCAUUAAAAUGCUUCCAAACAA